Messenger RNA from Cucurbita moschata (crookneck pumpkin), 504 nucleotides. RefSeq names its product pectinesterase inhibitor-like. The record is from RefSeq and is a predicted model, not a curated record. The transcript has 3 exons. Gene Ontology annotation, biological process: negative regulation of catalytic activity. Bases 1 to 504 code for a protein of 167 amino acids. Gene Ontology annotation, molecular function: pectinesterase inhibitor activity. Lineage: Eukaryota; Viridiplantae; Streptophyta; Magnoliopsida; Cucurbitales; Cucurbitaceae.
AUGAGGCUGGAGAAGGGGGCCUUGCCUCGAGGUCUGGGAUCUGGCAGAAAGGAUGAGCAAGAAAGGAUGAGCAGAAGGGUCACGAUGAUCACCAGCCACCUUGAGAACAGCCACGACCACGAUCCCUACGCCCACGACCUAAAAGGGUUGGCCACCUUCACCCUCAACCUCGCCCAUGACAAGGCUUCUCAAAGUCGUGUCCUCGCCCAGUCCUUAGCGUCCAAGGCAACCGAUCCCAAGCUUAAGGAGCGCUAUGCCACCUGUGCUGAACACUACGACGAUGCUGUCGACGACAUCGAGGAUGGGAAGAACUACUUGGGAAAAGGUGACUACAAUAGCGUCAACACUAUGGCGUCUGCAGCCAUGACGGAAGCCGGUGACUGUCUGGACAGUUUCAUGCAGCCGCCAAAGGACCCAUCGGCGCUGUCUGACAACGGGAAGGCUGUGGAAGAUAUUUGUAGUAUCAUCUUGGUUAUAGGCAAUCUUCUUCUUGGGCGUGCCUAA